Mustela erminea (ermine) is the source of this 3916-nucleotide messenger RNA. It is a transcript of the gene FAM162B, whose product is annotated as family with sequence similarity 162 member B. The record is from RefSeq and is a predicted model, not a curated record. The coding region runs from base 223 to 810 and encodes 195 amino acids. The transcript has 5 exons. NCBI's taxonomy places the organism in Eukaryota, Metazoa, Chordata, Mammalia, Carnivora, Mustelidae.
GAAAGUUUUCCAGCAGAGACGACAAGCCUCCUGGGCCCUGCUCGCAGGGGACUCGGCCCCCAGGGUCGUGGCCAGGGUCUCAGGCCGGGGGCGGGGACCGGGAGCGAGUGUGUACGUGCGAGAGGCUCCAGCUGCACGGCCCGGGCUCCCCUGGGAGCGCCGCGGGGUGGGGCGGGCGGAGGAGCAGCAGCAGAACUCCGCCGGGGAGCUGGGAGCGCCGAAAUGGGGCGCAGCAUGCUCGCGGCUCUCGGGGGCCUCCGGGGCCUCCGCCUAGGGCGCGUCUUCCGCCGGCCUCCGGGAGCGCACGGAGAAGCAGCGACGCGGCCCAUAGCGCCCCUGCGGCCUCGGGGUCUGCCCCGCUACUGCAGCGGCCGGGCCGCCAGCGGCUCUGAGCCCCAGGGUCAAGCAGGAAAGGUCCACCGGGUCCCCGCCGAGUACAAGCCUUCGCAAUUCGAUAAGAAAAUCCUGGUGUGGACCGGGCGUUUCAAAGCGAUGGAGGACAUCCCGCCUCGGAUCCCUGCACACCUAAUUUGGUAUAGCAGAUCAAAGCCAGAUGGAUGGGUAAAAAAGAUCAUAUCUUCUGGGCUCCAUCUGGAACAAAAGCCAGAAAUGAUAGAUGCUGCAAGAAACAAGGCUCGAGUGAAAGCUUGUUACAUAAUGAUUGGACUCACCAUUAUCGCCUGUUUUGCAGUGAUCGUCUCAGCCAAAAGGGCAGCAGAGCGACAUGAAUCCUUAACAAGUUGGAACCUGGCGAAGAAAGCUAAGUGGCGUGAAGAAGCUGCACUGGCCGCACAGGCUAAGGCUAAAUGAAAUUCCGAGAGACACGGUGUUAAUCAGAGGAUCAUUACUAUUACCAAAACAAUAAAAGAUAGGUAAAACAGAAUAUUUAAUGAAAUAACUGCCAUGGUUUUAAAGAGAAGCAAAAAGUCUUUUUAUUUUCAUUUUCAGUAAAAUUUUACUGAAGUGGAACUGUAUUCAGAAAAGUGCACAGAGUGUGUAUAGCUUGAUACCUAUUUACAUAGUGAACACACCUGCAAAACCACCUCCCAGGUCAAGAUGCAGAACACCAGUAACAUCUCAGAAACCUCUCCUCUACCCUCUGUCAGUCAUUACCAUCCAAAGGUAACCACUGUUGUGAGUUUUAUCACCAUAGAUGAGUUUUGCCUGUUUUUGAAAUUUAUAUUAAUAGAAUUACACAAUAUGCACUUGUGAGGGUGAAUUCUUAGACUCAACAUUAUGUUGUGAGAUCCUUACACAAAUUUUGUGUAGCAUGAGUUUAUUCAUCUUUAUUUUGUUAAAGUAUUCCAUUGUGAAUAUGCAACAGUUUAUCUGGAUAUUUGGUCCAGUUUGGGGCCGAUACAGAUAAUGCUAAAAUGAGCACUCUGUGUAUGUCAUUCACUAAGUGUUCUUCAAAAUCUAAAUUUUCAACCAAAUUUCCACUGUAUUUGGGUAGGACUCUUGCACUGACUGAAAGGAAUGUAAAACUAUCAACUUUAGGCUUUUUUAAGGUAAAUAUAUAUGCUAAGAUUUCUAGGGUAAUGAGAAAAUAUGAACCCUCAAACAAGUAGAGAUUUUUAAAAAAUAGACAACUGACUUUAGUCAAAAGGCAGAAAAUGGGGAAGGGAAAGAAAAAGAGAGAAUAGAAAAGAGAGAAACAGGACAAAAUAACAUGGUUAAAAUGAAUCCAGAUUUAUUGGUAUUCCAAAUAAAUGAGACAAACUGGUAAGUGAAAACAAAGAUACUUGGAAUGUAUUAAAAACAGUAAUAUACUGUAUAGAAAGGACACUACCAAAACUAUAAGAAUAGUGUAUAGACCAUUACAAGAGCACAGAUUCAUGGAAUGUAAAAAUGGGGAUUUUGUCAAUGGAGAAAUGAAAAAACCAAAUGGACACCGAUCUUCAAUACAUUAACUUUCCUAAAGCUUAUUGAUUCAUCAGUGGAGAAUGAAACCAAACAUCAACCAGUUAUUUUAUCUUUUAUGACAGAAUUGCCUUAUGGCCAGUUAGGUCGUAAAAAGAUUUGAAGGGAAAAUGCUUAAAGCAAAGAUGUUUACAGAAAAACUACCUAGAACAGAGAUUGGGAGCAGGACUUCUGUUGUUAGUCCUCUUUUGUUUUAGUUACUUCAUCUUAUUAAUCAAUCUGUUCCCUGUUACCUAAGUUUUUUUUAACAUUAGUAAAUCCUAGACCAAAGGUUUUGUACUCUUUCCUUCUGUAUACUUACUGCUUUUUUGGGUGGUGGCCAUUCUCUAGUGCCCUGGUACAGAAGAUUUCACCAUGAAAAGCUAUGAUUGAACCUUCAAUCUGAUCUCAUUUUCAUCUUGGCAUAAUAAGGCUGCUGUGUCUUCAGCUUUCAGCAGCAAAAUCCAUUGUUCCCACCAUAAGAACUAAAAAAAAUAUUCUCAAUUAGGUUUCAACUUGUUUGUUUUAUUUUAAUUCAUGCAUCAUAUAAGCUGCAAAUAAAAUUUGUAAUAACUAUUCUGGUUUUUUAAUGCAUAAAUAUACAAAUUCUCAUUCAAACUUGAAAAAUGUUAUACUAAUUCUAAAUUUGUAUGCACAAAAUAAUGUAGCAUCUAAAUACAUUAAAAAAUGGUCCAAACUACAAGAAAAAAAUGGACAAGCCUACCAUUAACUUGGGAAAUUAACAUAUCUCUCUUAGAAACUGACAAAUUCCACUGACUAGUAAAUAUAUAAAAGAUGUGAAUCAAUUAAUAAUACACAUUCUUUUUUAGCACUCAUGGAACAUUCACUAAAACAGCAUAUGGUAAACCAUAAAGCAUCAACUUUUUUGAACUACAUGCAAUAUCACAACUUAGAAAUUAACGGCAUAGUGUUUUUUAUUCACUUAUUUAUUGUCAUAAAGUUUUUAAAAGCUUGAAGAUUCAAAACAUUUCUAAAUGACUCGUAGACCAAAGAGUAAAUCAUAAUGGAAUUUAAAAAUGCUUAGAACCGAAUAUUAAGAAAAAGCUAUAUAUCAGAACUUGUGGAUUUGGUAAAGUGAUAGUGAAGUGGUAAUUCAAAGUAGAUUGUUAGCCUCAAUAUGCCUUUUUUUAGAAAAGAAAGGUUUAUAACAAAUGUACUAAACAUCUCUAAGAAAUUAGAAAAAGAAAUAUAGAAUAAAUCCAAAGGAAAUAAAGGAUGGGAAAUUACAAAAUUAAGAGAAGAAACUAAUGAAGUAAAUAAAAACAUAGAAUAUAGAGAGUUGAUAUAACAAUUUGGCAAAGUCCUCAGGACAAAAGAUAAAAAGUAUAAAAAAAAAACAGUUUAGAAAUGAUGAAAGGGAUGAAAGCCACAGUACAACAGAGAUUUUAAAAAGAACAUUAUGAAUUGGUAUGCCAUCUUCUGCUCUGGCCAAAAUGGAGUAAUAGGGGUAAGAUAUACUCUCUUGCCUGAGACAACUAAAAAAAUAGACAAAAACAUGAAACAACAAUUUCCAGACAUUGGGCAUCUGGCAAUGAAGAGCAGUGAUCUGUGAAAUAGAGAAAAUAUGUUAGUCAGGCCCAGUAAUUGUUCUACUUUACUGCCUAAAGAGUUUCAAGACUGCAUGGCAUAGAUAGAAAACCCGGGUGGGACCUGAAAGUUUCUCAGAGUUGAGGAGAAGAGUCAGGAAAGAUAAAACAAUUAGGUAUCACAGGCUAGGGAACCAAAGUGAGGGAGCUGUACAGGGAGCUCUAGAGAUCUACAGCUGAGUACUGAUGACCGUAAGUGAUCACUACCCAUGGUCAUGUAAAGAACCACCUGGGAGUACAAGGAGAAACAAUUUUUAGAGCUCACACGUGGCCAAGAAUAGUUUGAGUUCCACCUGUCAAAUUAGAAACUCUCUUAUUUGACAGAGAAGAGGAGCUCUUAGAAUGUCUUGCCUCAGUAGUAAAAUAAAGGCUGUUCUGUGCCUGCCUUACAAAGUUUAAGAGUAAAACAA